Messenger RNA from Acanthoscelides obtectus, 987 nucleotides. The record is from the annotation of a GenBank genome assembly. NCBI's taxonomy places the organism in Eukaryota, Metazoa, Arthropoda, Insecta, Coleoptera, Chrysomelidae.
AUGAUCUUGUCAUGGAUUAAAGGGGUAAAAUUACCCCUAUCGCAGAAGCCAGUCCAACGAUGCCUUCCUAAAGAGCCUAAAUGGUCUUUCAAGGAAGAAGCCACCAUUAAAAUAGCGCUUAAAGAAUUGAGCCGCAUAGGGGCAAUCAGCACGGCCAAACCGUCAAAUAGGCAAUACAUCUCAAAUAUAUUUCUCCGAAAAAAGCACGAUGGUUCAGAUAGGGCAAAGAACAUUGACUUAUUCAAACCUACUCUAAGCGCGUUAAUGGAUUUCUUUGCAAGCGUAUUUGGAAAAGGAGUCUCAUACGGUACUCUGAAUUCUUAUCGAGCUGCGAUAGGCCAUAUCAUUGGAGGAGAACUUACACAAGAUCCUCGAGUGAAAAAAUUUUUCAGAGGUGCGUACAAUAUACGUCCCAACCCUCCGAAGUAUGAGGACACAUGGGAUCCGGAAUUGGUUCUCAACCUUGCUCGUAAACUGCCUAAUGACGGUAUCACUCUUGAGCAGCUGACACGGAAAUUAGCUGUACUCUUGGCUAUCUGCACUGGACAGAGGGUCCAGACUCUCCAUAAUAUCGAAGUACAAAACAUUGUUACCGUAGAUGAUAAGAUAGAGAUAAAAAUACCUAAGAGGCUCAAGUCCUCUGAAGUUAGCGAUGUUGCUAAAUCGUUGAAAUCAACCAAAUCCGAUGUGCUGUUAUUUCUGACAGAUGAAAUAAUACAACUAAUGGACCAGCAAACCAAUGUGCGCGCACGUGAAAUAAUAGCAAAUAAGAAACCACGAACAUCUACCCGCUUUUCCAGAUGGCAUGAAGAUGAAAUGGAAUUGUUUAUUGGAGUCAUCAUACUAAUGGGAGUUAUAAAUUUUCGAACCAUAGAGAGCUACUGGAAAAAAAAAACCAAUUUAUUACCACGAAAUAUUUCAGGAAAUGCCAAUCAGCUACACUCGAUUUACACUACUCCUCAAAUGCUGGCAUUUUCAGGACAAUAG